Molecule: messenger RNA, 6048 nt
Organism: Etheostoma cragini (Arkansas darter)
Lineage: Eukaryota; Metazoa; Chordata; Actinopteri; Perciformes; Percidae
Gene: kctd2
Product: potassium channel tetramerization domain containing 2
Exons: 7
Coding region: 331-1161 (276 amino acids)
Biological process (GO): protein homooligomerization; proteasome-mediated ubiquitin-dependent protein catabolic process
Cellular component (GO): cytoplasm; Cul3-RING ubiquitin ligase complex
Molecular function (GO): cullin family protein binding
Source: RefSeq, a predicted model, not a curated record
CACUAAUCACGUUACAACCCGGAAGGAUUGCGAUUAACGUUUGAAUAGAGAAGAAUGAGCAAUUUAUCUCGGGAAAACUCAUUAAACGCGAUGCUGCGAACGUCGCCCAGCCUUUGAGAGACACAUACCCGCGUCUUAAUCCCCGGCUCCGGAGGCAGAGGCGGUCGAGUGCGAGCAGCAACGCCCCGAUGCCAUCGACCGACCCCGUCGGAGAAAAACAUCUUGUCUCUGUUUACAACUCGGCCGGGAGACAUUGUUUCCUCCCAGUGUGUCGCUAGCUAGCUAAUCGCGCCGUUGUGUGUGUGUUUUCCAGACGAAGAAAAAAAAAACAUGGCUGAACUGCAUGUUGUGGAGCAGAGCGGCACUGGCACCAUGGAGCAGCCGCCCGAGCACCGCGAUGUCCGGGGCUCCGUGCGCCUGGCGUCGCCCUCCCUCAUGGUGGUUCCUCCUCGGGGCGGCCAGCUCAGUCCCGGCGGGGGGUCGAGCAGCGGCGGCGGAGGCGGCGGCGGCGGACGCACCGUGUUCGGGUUCCCGGCGAAGAGCAACCCGAGCUCCCCGUCCGAACCGGUGGACAAGCCCGGCUCGCGCUGGGUUCGCCUGAACGUCGGCGGGACCUACUUCAUCACGACCAAACAGACGCUGUGUCGGGACCCCAAAUCCUUCCUGUUCAGACUGUGUCAAGAAGACCCGGACCUGGACUCCGACAAAGACGAGACCGGAGCCUACCUGAUCGACAGGGACCCCACGUACUUCGGCCCCAUCCUGAAUUACCUCCGGCACGGAAAACUGAUCAUGGAUAAAAACCUGGCGGAGGACGGUGUUCUCGAGGAAGCCGAGUUCUACAACAUUGCGUCUCUGGUGAGGCUGGUUAAGGAGAGGAUACGGGACAACGAGAACCGGACAUCCCAGGGUCCUGUGAAGCAUGUGUAUCGAGUACUACAGUGCCAAGAGGAGGAACUCACACAGAUGGUCUCAACCAUGUCGGACGGUUGGAAGUUUGAGCAGCUUAUAAGCAUCGGCUCCUCUUAUAACUACGGCAACGAGGACCAGGCCGAGUUUCUAUGUGUGGUUUCCCGGGAACUCAACAACUCCACCAACGGCAUCGUCAUCGAGCCCACCGAGAAGGCCAAGAUCCUUCAGGAGCGAGGCUCGCGGAUGUAAAGAGACGCAGACGCUGAUCUCAAUAACACUUUAUCAACAAAAACAAAACAAAAACAUGAACAUUAUCUCCAGUUUUCAUCACGAUCCAUGAGAUCACCGUCCUCCUUUCUGCCAUCGCCGCCUUCACCAUCGUCCUCAACCCCCCCCCCCUGUCCCUCCUCCUCCUCCUCUGGUGUGCCUUUCCACAGUGGAGGGGGGGGCUCCUCCUCCUCCUCCUCCACUGCUGCAAUGCCACCCUGAUUUGUCUUCUCCUCAAAGGGGUUUCAAAGGGAUUACAAGUGAGUGGUUUUCCUCAUAGCCGUUUAAGUGAUGGUCGGCGUGGCUGCGGUGCUCGUUGUAGCUCGUUGUUAUCGCGAGUGGACGGACGCCGGGCACAGAGCGGCUAUAACUCCUCACUGUCAUCGUUAUCAUCACCACGUAUACAUUUGGCUCCUCAGGACUCUCAGAGGACAUAAAGGAAUGAGCUCAACCCCACUGACUGAGCCGCUAUACCUGAGUCUGUUAAAGAAGCGUCCCUCUCGCUGUCUGCACUCCCAGACUCCUCAGCUGAUGUCUGAGGGCGGGUCGCGGCGCAACACACCGAGCCGGGAGGCGGAGCCUGGUGCAGCGUCUUCAUCCUCUCUCUUCCUCUCUUGAGUCAUUAGAAACACGAGUGACAACCUGACAUCUAACAGGCGUCCUCCUGUCUCGGGACAUCACGACAUCCUGGUCCUCCUGUUUUCUCGUCCCCGGGCUAGAUUUUGGUUUGUCCUCCCCAGGGAGAAGAUUUAGGAUAUUUCUGUGCAAAAAAAGAAAACCAAUGCCUCAAAAUAAGACUACACCUGUGUACAAUUUGUCAAGGCAUGUUAGGUGUGUGUGUAUUUAUAUAUAUAUAUAUAUAUAUAUACAUACAUAUACAUAUAUAUAUGUAGGCUACAUGAUGAAAUUAUAUGAAAUGCUAAUGAUGUAAUUACUGAUUUCUGUAUCAUAGUUGUCUUAUAUUUACAUAUUCUUGGUGGGUGAGUCUAUUUAAAUGAUGGGAGAAAAUCUGGUUUUUCGUGAGCGGUUGUCCUGAAGGUUUCCUGCCCGGUAACACGGACGUGAGUACGUGGACGCAGUGCCUCUCUGCUUUCUGUCCAGGACUGAAAUAUCACAGUGUUUUAUCAGCUGCACGUUUUCUGUAGUGUUCCUCGAACGUUUUCUCUUAGAUAUCCUACUUUAAUCUCUUGCAUAUCUUAAAAUUGUAAUUAGGGAUGCGGAAAACUGUCGUAGCCCUUUGUCCCGCGUGGCGUGGAUUGGACGGCGGCCCGUUUGUAUGCUGCCUCAAACCUCUCAAAGCACCCCUCUCUCCUUGGCCUUGUGCUCUUCUCAAUAAUCACUCACUUUGCAGCUGCCUCGGUUGCCGCUCCUCAACUUAAUGACUCUGUUGUCUUACAUUCUGCGGCGCUUGUAGCAACUGUGUAGCGCCAGCAGAGUUUUACUCCUCACCCUGAAGGCCCUGAGAUACCCGAGCCUGCAUCGUCACUGAGAUUUACAGACUGGAAGCGAACCUGCCACACUGGUUCUGUUUCUUGAGCUUCUGAAGCAAAGCCUUUUUCAGAUGUUAGGUGGCGUUGUUUUUCGUGGCUAAAGUAUAUUUCUCUUGACAUGUACUUACAUUAAGUUGCGGUGUGAUAGUGCUGAUUUAAACCCUUGAAACAGCAUUAGAGCGCCGUGUACAUACAUAUAAACUAGCCUGACGUUAUCCCUCUGAACCGCUGCACAUAGCUCUGAAUUUAUAUAGACACUUAACGUUAUCAUGCUAAAUAUAUAGAAGUGUGUGUGUUCUUAAAUUUAUUUAUAAGUGAUCUGCACUUUUGUGCAAGUAAACAGAAUUGGCUUUUACUUCAAAUGUGCAUUAACAGAACCUGUAGAGCUGCAAGUAACUUGAAGCUGAAGUCAAUUAACUGAUUAGUCGAUUAACAGAAAACGCAUCUGCAGCCACAACUUGCUUUUCUCUGUUUUUAUGUCAUUAUAAAUGUAUCAUCUUUGGGGUUUUGAUCUGAUGAAACAAGCCAUUCGGGCUCCAUGGAGAUGUGACAUUUUUUACUUUUUUAGAUGAAACUAUUAAUCUGUUGAUUGAGAAAGUCAUCCGUUAAAUAAUCUUUAGUUGCUGCCUUAGCAGUCACCAAACUGUAGGGCUGCAAAUUUUCUUUUUUCUUUUCUUUUUUAAUAAUCAAAGAAUCGUUUACUGUAUAAAAUCAAGUUCUUUAUCAUGCACACAUCCGAGAAGCAGUUGCUGGCAAUAAAACUCAGGCUCCCUCCGACAAUGCUCAUCAAAUAUGUAUAAAAAAUGAGAAUCCAAACACAAAAUAGUGUGAGCUAAAAUAUAAGACUUAAAGUAAAAUAGACGCUAUAACAAUAAAACAAAAGGAAAUAAAAGAAGAGGAAGAGGAGGAGCUUGAGACAUGGAAGCCGUCCUCGGCGCCAUCUUACCUCCACUCUCAAAAUGUCAGAAAAUCGUUGCCGGUUAUUUGGCUGCAUUUUCCCGUCGGUCGACUGACCGAUUCAUCGACUAAUUGUUUCACCACUUCACCCAAUAUACUGUUGUUACUGGUGCACACGCAGCCUUGUUAUAUGAGCAACUUACUGCAAGGUUUGAGCCAUUUUUACACAUAUCAUGGAUGGAGAUAUCAGACCGAACUCCCGUUUUAAAUUACCGUCCCUGAAAGCUAAAAGCAGCGUCUCAUCUUUAAUCACUUUGAUACACCCUUCUUUGUAUAAAGAACAUAUUUGAUGCAGUUAUGUUAUAUCAAGCAUGAACAAAUAGUGUGAGAGGGAAAAAAUAAUACCUGUGCUCUUGUCCCUGAUGUUCAGUCGGUAGUCCGAGCUCAAACUUUGAUGUGACCUCUUCUUUGUUGUUGUUUUUUUAGUUUUUCCUCUCGCGUGUGUGUGUUGUGCAGUUUUAUUCUGCUAAUCUGAGUCGUGAGCACACCGUGUGCUGCUAAAAACGCCCAAACGUCUCAUUGAGGAGCACUUUUUUUCUCCCUUGUGUCUCUGGGCUUUUUGCUAAGAACAUUGGGUCUUGUUUCCCCCUCGUCUGUGUCCAGUGUUGUGCCUUUUGACCUGUGUUGUGCACAGUUGUUCUCCCCUCUUUUAUAAUAAGGUGCCUCUCGUACCUUUAAAAAAGCCAGAGGCACCUCCCUGAGGUGUGAUGUGUAAUGCGGUCGUUAGCUCGUUUUCUAUGGUUGGUGUUUCCAUGAGAGGCAAGCCAAACAAACCCAUUGUCCCCUGCAUUAUUUUAUGUUUUAUGAUACCGACAAACUGAAAAUGAUUACCAGCUGCUCUCUUUGCUGCUUCUGACCUAACUCCACCCACAGCCCCUUAUUGCUCCCGGAGGUUCAAGAUUGUGUCCCAAUCUGCUGUAAACACUGCUGGUGGUGUUGCAUGUCUUUCACCAAAGGGAAGCAGGGAGCAAUAGACAGCAGGAAGACCAGUCAGAGCAGAUUUCCCCUCCUCUGCUUUUAUCUUCACUGAACUUCAAUUUGACUAUUAACUCGCCUUCAGUUGGCGUCUUCGUUUUCCUUGAGUUGCAUGCUGAAGCCAUCUCUAAUGAUCCCAUUAUUAGACGUAUGUAAUCAACCCUUUAGAGCACUUACUGUACCUGUCACCUUUGUGGACCCACAUACUGAAUAUCUUCCCAUGGUUGCGUAGCUCAGUGGUUCCCAGACUGAGGGAGUGUCCGGACCGAAGAAUCGAUCUCUUGGUUUAAAAGAUAGAAAAACAACAACAACAGAAACAACUUAUUUCUACUUUCCUCUAAUUAUUGUGUUCUAUUAGCCAUGCUAGCAACGGCGUGCCUCUAUCAUCCAAACUGAAAUAUCUCAGCAGCUAUUGCAAUGAAAUGUUGUGCAGACGAUCACGGCCCCCAGAGGAUGAAUCCUACUGACGUCCAUGGUUCUCUGACUUGUCAUCUAGCGCCACCAUCAGGUCAAAAUUUCAAUGUGUGCAAUAACCAUUUCAACGUGUGCAAUACUUUGGAUUGUGAUAAAAUACCUCCAAAACGGUUAACAUCGCCAUCAGCCUCAGCUGUUCUUUGUGCUUAAGCAAGGUGGUUAGCAAGGUAAACAUUUGCUGCAUUCAUGUGCUCCUCGGAUCGUCCCAUUUCCCGAGUUGGGAAGUCGUUCUUCUGACUUCGGUGUGUUCAUGAGCUUUAAGUCGUAAUGUGAAACAACACAGAAGAUGUGUGGUAUUAAAUUGCUGGGAGAGUUAAAACAACACGCCGAUGGCUGCUUCCAGACGUUUCGUUGUUUGAGCUUCAUCUACAUAAAGCAUGUGUCCCUCUUCUGUUUUUAUAGAUUCAAAUUAUAAGAUGAAACAGUUUGAUACUUUAUGUUUUGUCCCUGACGUGUUGCAGCACCAGUACAAUCCCUAAAACACCUAAAGGGUUUUGGCUUAACCCGACUUGCUAUCAGGUUAAUGUUAAUAAAUCACUUUUCUAACUAAUCUCAGUCACUCACCAUGCAACUAAUGGUUACUAAUGGUCGGAAACUAAUUUUUCCGAUUAUUCCGACACCACAUGAAUGCAGCAAUUAUACCUGCCGAACAUCAGCCUGUUAGCUACUGAACUCAAAGCAACAGCUGCUAGCAGCUGUAGAUUUAUCACCAGAUUUCUGGUUAAUCCCCAGAUAUUUCUUACUUCUAGAUGAAAUGUGUGAAUAAAGGAACUGCACUGGUCACAACCGAUAGACGUGCUUUAAAGGAUCACAAACCAGUUGGGAACCACUGACCUUUGCAGUGUGAUUAUCUGCACAUUUUGAAUCAAACAACCAAUUUUUUUUAAACAAAAGAAGAACUUUUGACCAUUAGUUUUUACUUUCACAGGCUCUAGUUAGUCUACAGAUUAUGUGCAAUCUUAACAAAUCUGCA